Molecule: messenger RNA, 1007 nt
Organism: Paramecium pentaurelia
Lineage: Eukaryota; Ciliophora; Oligohymenophorea; Peniculida; Parameciidae
Source: the annotation of a GenBank genome assembly
AUGAAUAAAAAAUUAGCUCACACAUAUAACUAAAUCUCAGAUGUUUUUUCAAGGGCCUAAAUAAAAAAUGCAGUUGAAUCUCUUGAUAAUUAUCAUGAUAGACUUAAAUUAAUUGACUCAGUCAUUGACCGAAGACAAUAGAUUAUACAAGUUAAUGAUUUAUCAAAAAUGUCUAAAUAUGCUCAUAUUUUCCGAAAGAUGAUUUAAAGAUAUCGAAAGAAAAAGGAGGAUGAGGCUGCUAAUCAAAGAUUAUAAAUGCAUAUGGUUAUGAGUAUGUUUGCUCCACAAGAAACAUAAUCAUCACCAAGACAUUAACCAAAAAAUUUAGAAUAAAGAAAGGUGGAUCAAAAACGAUUAAAAAUAAAAGAAAUAUUAGAUUAACGUCGAGAUGCUAUUCAAUUUAAAGUAAAUCGAAUUUAAAAGGUCAAUAAUAUUAAUUCUGAAAGGAAGGUUAUUAAUUAGAGAAGUAAUUCUAAUGAAGGUUGCCAACUUUCCAAUAGAAUUCAACGAGGUUUAAGCUCUUUUGAUACAGAUACUAGGAAUCAAGAAAAAGAAUUGAAUUUAUUGAGUGGAAAUGAUAAAGAAACCAAAUAAUUAUAAAGUAAGAUAAAAUAAAGUAUAUUCCUUAAAACAAGGAUUAACCUUAAUCAAAAUACUAAAGUAUGAAAUUCAACCUACUUUAGGAUAAUGAGAACCUUUUAAAAUUAUUUUAAAGAUAACAUAGUACAUUAUCCCGUAGACAAUAUAAGCCAUAUUCUUAACAAUAACUUUAAGAUAAAUGUGAAAAAGGAUAAGAAAUUAAAAAAUGUGAUUAAAAUUAGAAUCUCAUUAAUCAAGAAGAAUCUUUCUUAUCAUACUCUGAAAAUCUAUUAAAUUAGCUAUACAAAAAAUCGUCUUAAAUUCAAAAAAAAGAAUCUCAAAGUUAACAUAAUCAUCAGAAAUUAAUCAAAACUAAUAAAGAAAUUAUAGAAAUAUCAAAGAUCAAAUUGGCACUUUAAAUGUCCUGA